CUCUGGAAUAAUGAGUCGAUUUGGGUUCUAUUUUAUAUUUCUCUUCUUAUUAUAUAAAAGCCCGAGUUUUAUUCUGUUUUUGUGUUUCGCCAUUUAUGUUUACAUUCAUUAUAGAACGCGAUAAAAGUAAGUAAGAGGGGGAAAAUUAGACGUCUAUAUUGAUAGCUCGUGAUCUCCUCUACUAGACCGUGGAUGUAGGCUUAUAUAGGCUAUUAAUAUCACCAUGGUUUCUUUUCAGUUUCAUAAACAUAGUCAUAGUCAUAGGAUCUCCCGUCCUUGUCACUGUAGCUCUGUAUGGCGUCAGUCUGAAGUGAUGGGCUGUGCUGUUCCCGUAUCGGAGGUCGUCCCAAAACACAUAACCAAAACACCGGAUCAGCGGGCGGAGGGGUUACGUUACCGAGCCGCGAUAAGACCAAGGAGAUGCUUUAUAAGAGCCUGGUAUAAACACACUGAUAGACAUAGAUGUCUGGAAACAGCCUGCGUUUGAUGACCACAGAGAAGGAUUCAACAAAACAUCUGUUCUUCUCUGAUGACACUGAUAGACUGUUUGUACCAAUGGGUGUCUCACUCUCAGUUUGGCUGUACAGCAGGGCAGACAAAAGCCCUUCCUCCUCUUCAUCAGCUUUCCUUCCUCUGGCUGUCCCGACAUCCUCUCGCCUCGCUGUCACUCUGAACUCCUCUCCGGUUUUUCCGGGAGACAGUCGCUCACACUGGAGCUCAGUCUACUGCUCUCCACACUUCCUGCUGUCUGCCUGCAAACAGGAAGUGACACGUUCACCGGUUGAGAUGAGCAGCGAUGGGGUUAGGGCAGAGAUGGGGGUGAAGAGUGGGCUUCAUGUCUGGGAGGUGCUGUGGAGCCCCAACCACAGAGGGAGUCAUGCCGUCAUGGGCAUUUCCAGGCAGAGCUGCCCUCUGCAGGCCUCAGGGUAUAACGUGCUGAUUGGCAUAGAGACACAGUCCUGGGGCUGGGAACUCAAAACCAAUCAGCUCUGGCAUGACGGACAGAGUCUGGGACUUUACCCAGGAAAGAGGAGGUGCCACUCUGAGGCUGUGACACAAUCUUUCACUUCAUCACACACAAAGGUGGCACAGACACCUCUCCCCGUCCCUGAGCGCAUCCUGCUGGUCCUGGACGCCGACGCAGGGACUCUGGGAUUUGUUGUUGAUGGCAGCUUCCUCGGCGUGGCUUUCAAAGACCUCCCUUGUGGAGUGGAGCUUUUCCCAGCAGUGAGCAGUGUGAGAGGAGGAGCCAGCAUACGACUACGAUACCUGAACGGUGCCACACGUGAUCCCCCUGCCCUGAUGGCUUUAUGUGGACUGUCAAUUCGGCAGUGUUUAGGGCAACAGACGCUGAAUCAAAUGGACAAACUGCCUCUAGCCCCUCGUCUCCAGCACUACCUGCUUUCUAGGCAAUAGUUUACAUACAUACAAACAUAAACAAUAGGAAAGAUUUAGUCAAUCACUGAAGUGUACCAAGAAUGUAUAGAUUUGUAUAUGAAAAAUGAUGUACAUACAUAUUAUAUCAGACACAUGGAUGUAUUAUCUAUCUUCUUUAUUACAAUAUAAUAUAUAGGCCUACGUAUUUCACUGAAGUUUCAAAGCAUUGUCAGUGAGCUGGAAGACAUUUUCUUUCUGUUUCUUCCUUUGUGUAUAAAAUAAAUGACUCCUUUGUCAUUUGA
Molecule: messenger RNA, 1679 nt
Organism: Sander lucioperca (pikeperch)
Lineage: Eukaryota; Metazoa; Chordata; Actinopteri; Perciformes; Percidae
Product: SPRY domain-containing SOCS box protein 4
Exons: 3
Coding region: 463-1416 (317 amino acids)
Biological process (GO): proteasome-mediated ubiquitin-dependent protein catabolic process
Cellular component (GO): SCF ubiquitin ligase complex
Molecular function (GO): protein binding
Source: RefSeq, a predicted model, not a curated record